CUGGGCCAGCCGUGCGGGCCACUGUCCCGGGUCCCGGCCCCGCGCCAUGGAGUGGCGCUGGCCCCUGGGGCUCGGGCUGCUGCUGCUGCUGCUGCUGCUGCUCUGCACCCCGCUGCCCCCGGGGGCGCGCGCCAAGGAAGUCACUCUGAUGGACACAAGCACCGCACAGGGCGAGUUGGGCUGGCUGCUGGAUCCGGAGGAUGGGUGGAGCGGGAUGCAGCAGAUGCUGAAUGGGACACCCCUCUACAUGUACCAAGACUGCGCAGUACAAGGAGGAGGAGACACUGACCACUGGCUUCGUUCCAAUUGGAUCUACCGGGGGGAGGAGGCUUCUCAAGUGUACGUGGAGCUUCAGUUCACCGUGCGGGACUGUAAGAGUUUCCCUGGGGGAGCCGGGCCUCUGGGCUGCAAGGAGACCUUCAACCUUCUGUACAUGGAGAGUGACCAGGACGUGGGCAUUCAGCUCCGACGGCUCAUGUUCCAGAAGGUCACCACGGUGGCUGCAGACGAGAGCUUCACCAUUCGAGACCUUGCGUCAGGCUUGGUGAAAAUGAACACGGAGCGCUGCUCCCUGGGCCUCCUGACCCGCCGCGGCCUCUACCUCGCUUUCCACAACCCGGGGGCCUGUGUGGCCCUGGUGUCCGUAAGGGUGUUCUACCUGCGCUGCCCCGAGGCUGUGCAUGGCUUAGCCCAGUUCCCCGACACUCUCCCUAGACCUAACGGGCUGGUAGAAGUGGCGGGGACCUGCUUGCCCCACGCCCAGGCCAGCCCCUCAGGAGCACCCCGCAUGCACUGCAGCUCUGAAGGCGAGUGGUUGGUACCAGUGGGGAGGUGCCACUGUGAGCCUGGCUAUGAGGAAGGCGGAGAGAGAUGCCAUGCCUGCCCAAGCGGCUCCUACCGGGCAAAUGUGGACUCACCCCAUUGUCUCAAGUGCCCGCAACACAGCAUGGCCGAGUCUGAGGGGGCCACCUUCUGUACCUGUGAGAGUGGCCAUUACCGAGCCCCCGGGGAGGGCCCGCAGGCGGCGUGCACACGUCCCCCCUCAGUCCCUCAAAACCUGAGCUUCUCUGUUUCGGGGACUCAGCUCUCCCUGCAUUGGGCAGCCCCAGCAGAUAUGGGGGGGCGCCAGGAUGUGAGAUACAGCGUGGGGUGUUCUCAGUGUCGGGGAGCAGCGCAAGGUGAAGCCCCCUGCCAGCCCUGUGCGGGAAAUGUGCACUUCUCCCCCGGGGCCAGCGAGCUCACCAUGCCUGCUGUGCGCGUCGAGGGCCUUGAACCCUACGCCAACUACACCUUUCACGUUGAAGCCCACAAUGGAGUGUCAGGGUUGGGCAGUUCCAAGCCCGCCAGCGCCUGGCUCAGCGUCCACAUGGGGCACACAGAGUCACCAUUAGGCCUGUCCCUGAGGCUGGUGAGGAAGGAGCCCAGGCAGCUGGAGCUAACCUGGGCGGGGUCCCGACCCCGAAGCCCUGGCGGGAACCUGACUUAUGAACUACACGUGCUGAACCAGGAUGAAGAAUGGUACCAGAUGGUACUAGAACCCAGGGUCCUGCUGACUGAACUGCAGCCAGACACCACGUACAUCAUCAGGGUCCGAAUGUUGACCCCGCUGGGCCCCGGCCCAUUCUCCCCUGACCAUGAGUUUCGGACCAGCCCACCAGUUUCCAGGGGCCUGACUGGAGGCGAGAUCGUGGCCAUCAUCUUCGGGAUGCUGCUGGGCGUGGGGCUGCUGCUCGGGAUCUUUGUCUUCCGUUCCAGGAAACGUCGACAGCGACAGCAGCAGAGGCAGCUUGAUCGUGUCACCAAUGUGAACAGAGGGGACAAGCAGAGGCUGAAGCCUUACGUGGACCUCCUGGCGGAACCCGUGGUGGACGAGGACACUGCCCUGGGGGCCCUGGACUUCACCCAAGAGCUGGAUCCAGCCUGGCUGAUUGUGGACACUGUCAUAGGGGAAGGAGAGUUUGGGGAAGUGUAUCAAGGGACCCUGAGAAUCCCCAGCCAGGACUGCAAGACUGUGGCCAUUAAGACCUUGAAGGACACGUCUCCAGAUGGCCAGUGGUGGAACUUCUUUCGAGAGGCAACAAUCAUGGGCCAGUUUAACCACCCGCACAUUCUGCACCUCGAAGGCGUUGUGACAAAGAGAAAACCCAUCAUGAUCAUCACGGAGUUUAUGGAGAACGGAGCCCUGGAUGCCUUCCUGAGGGAGCGGGAGGACCAGCUGGUCCCUGCGCAGUUGGUGGCCAUGCUGCUGGGCAUUGCAUCUGGUAUGACCUACCUCAGUGACCACAGUUAUGUCCACCGGGACCUGGCAGCCAGGAACAUCUUAGUGAGUCAGAACUUGUGCUGCAAGGUGUCUGACUUUGGCCUUACCCGUCUCCUGAACAACAAGGAUGGUACCUACGAAACUCAGGGAGGAAAGAUCCCCAUCCGUUGGACAGCACCUGAAGCCAUUGCCGAUCGGACCUUCUCCACGGCCAGUGACGUGUGGAGCUUUGGGAUUGUGAUGUGGGAGGUGCUGAGCUUUGGGGACAAGCCCUAUGGGGAGAUGAGCAAUCAGGAGGUAAUGAAGAGCAUCGAGGAUGGGUACCGGCUGCCCCCUCCUGUGGAUUGCCCUGCUGCUCUCUAUGAACUAAUGAAGAACUGCUGGGCCUACAACCGUGACCAUCGGCCCCACUUCCACCAGCUAAAGACACAGUUGGAGCGAUUGCUGAACACUCCUCACACCCUGCGGACCAUGGCCAACUUUGAUCCCAAGGUAACCCUUCGCCUGCCCAGCUUGAGCGGCUCAGACGGGAUCCCCUAUCGAAGCGUCCCUGAGUGGCUGGAGUCCAUUCGCAUGAAACGCUACAUUCUGAACUUCCGCUCAGCUGGGCUGGACACCAUGGAGUGUGUACUGGACCUGACGGCCGAGGACCUGGUGCAGAUGGGGAUCACGCUGCCAGGACACCAGAAGCGCAUUCUUUGCAGUAUUCAGGGAUUCAAGGACUGAGCCCUCCCCUCCCCCAUCCUGUCCUCAGGAACACAAGAGUCAACUGCUAAGAAUUCUGGAAAACAAGGUUUUUUAUUUGUAGCUGUAGCCACAACCUGGCAGCAUGGGGGCAGGCAUCCAGUACAAGGAUGGGCAGUGGAUAGAGCUGCACCCAUCCCAAUAAAGAAUAUGGGGCCAUUCCCACAUGUCUCAA
Messenger RNA from Eptesicus fuscus (big brown bat), 3179 nucleotides. RefSeq names its product EPH receptor A1 (gene EPHA1). Gene Ontology annotation, molecular function: transmembrane-ephrin receptor activity; ATP binding; protein binding. The transcript is spliced from 20 exons. NCBI's taxonomy places the organism in Eukaryota, Metazoa, Chordata, Mammalia, Chiroptera, Vespertilionidae. Gene Ontology annotation, biological process: axon guidance; cell surface receptor protein tyrosine kinase signaling pathway; protein phosphorylation. Gene Ontology annotation, cellular component: plasma membrane; neuron projection. The coding region runs from base 47 to 2986 and encodes 979 amino acids. The record is from RefSeq and is a predicted model, not a curated record.